AUGCCUCGUUAUUGGAAAGGAACAUUAACACAACCAUUUGGUGUUAAAUUAUUUCGUGGAAUUUGGCAUGCUCAUCCAAGGUGGAUGAAUAGAACAGUAAUAGUUAAAGAUAAUGAUGUCACUUCAUCUUUCAUGUUACUUAAUCGACUUAUGGAGAAUGAAGGUUUGUUGAAAAUUAUUAGAAAUAGUCAAUUCUAUAGAAAACCAUUUAUGCAAAGAAAAGAAAUGUCAAUAGCAGCUUCCAAAGCAAUUUUUAACGAAGAUAUGAAUUUAAAAAUAAAAUUUUUAUCAAGAAAAAAUAGAGUUGAUGCAUAUCCAGGACAGAUAUCAACAUAA
Molecule: messenger RNA, 336 nt
Organism: Strongyloides ratti
Lineage: Eukaryota; Metazoa; Nematoda; Chromadorea; Rhabditida; Strongyloididae
Product: 28S ribosomal protein S21, mitochondrial
Exons: 2
Coding region: 1-336 (111 amino acids)
Biological process (GO): translation
Cellular component (GO): ribosome
Molecular function (GO): structural constituent of ribosome
Source: RefSeq, a predicted model, not a curated record